Messenger RNA from Truncatella angustata, 1353 nucleotides. RefSeq lists its product as uncharacterized. The transcript has a single exon. The coding region runs from base 239 to 1108 and encodes 289 amino acids. Lineage: Eukaryota; Fungi; Ascomycota; Sordariomycetes; Amphisphaeriales; Sporocadaceae. The record is from RefSeq and is a predicted model, not a curated record.
UUAGUCCUGUUAUCCUCAUUCAUAGACUCAGAACUGAGCUCGCGGGUCCGCUCCAUGCGGCUUGCUUUUGCCGGGGGCCUUUGGUGCCUGGGGACUGUAAGUCACUUCACAUCAGGCAACCAAUAAGCGUCCUACAAGAGCAUGCACUGCGCCAUCAGAAUGCAUAACAACUAAAAUAGAACAACAAUGUCUUCGAAUUACUGCAAUUCCCCACACUCUUUUGAACCCGAACCUAAACAUGAUUCUUUCACGAAAAAUGCGGGCAUACUCCGGGACGUCGCUAGACUUCGAGUUCUUGACGUACGACAGCAAGCAGCAACUACCAGCAGCCGCCAGUGCUAUAGAAGGUGGUAUAUCCGUGCAGCGAGAGGCCUAUUGGAGCUACUGCGGGUCUGUGUUGUCCACUGAUCCUGAUGACUUUCCGGCCAGUCUUUACGAAUGGCAAACAGCCACGCUUUCUGGUUCCAUUCUGCCCAUACUAUCACCGCUACUGAACUUCGUCAACGACUUCAUUUCGGAAAGGGGCCUUGACAACUACUGGAUCACGUUGCGGGCUACAACUGCGACAUAUGAGUAUGAUAAGACCAGAUGGCACACUGAUGACAUGUUCUUCAGUGCCGGGAGUGGUGGCCUGUUGAGUCGUGUGAGCGCGACGAACAAAAGGCAUCUCGAUCUGCAGACAGACUGGAAGAUCUGCGCCACCCUUCUUGGCCCGUCCACGCUUUUCAUUCCAUCGCGGCACCAGCCACAUGCCAGGAAGAUACAAUUUGCUGCCAAGAAGAAGAACUCCAAGGACCACCUGUGCACAUCUAUCCGCUGCGCCGGGUGCGCUACCGCGGCAGAUGCAGUGAGAGACGAUCUUGCGGCAAACCUGUCCGUCUUUGGAUCUGAGCAGGCGAAGAAGGGCGAAUGUGCCGUCUUCCGCAUCGGUCAGGAAAGCGGCGCUGUUCAUUCAGAGCCGCAAAUGAGCUGUGGUGGUCGGAUCUUCGUUAACAUAGUCCCGGGAAAGAGGGAAGAACUCUGCUCGCUUGUGUCUAAAUGGGGAAUGGAUUUUCCGAGGUCGUGGUGGAUAUCACCGAGCGUCUCGCAUCUCUCCACAAAACCAUGACGACAGCUUUACUUCCGUAGAAUAGAUUUACUUGUUACUCAUUCUUGAUCACUACUUGCUAGGAGGGUAAUUUGAUGGAACGAACGCUAUUCGGCGACAAUAACGCUGGAUCUUGAAGGUGGAAAGAAGCUCUGAGACUUUUGGGAUUACGCUAGGUUUUAUCAGCAUGUGUUACGUUUCUUGUUAGUGACAUCGUCACGAACCGUUGGCAUGAUAUCUGUUAAUAAAAUCUGGAUCCUAACAGA